Messenger RNA from Pristis pectinata (smalltooth sawfish), 2716 nucleotides. RefSeq names its product unconventional myosin-VIIa-like. The record is from RefSeq and is a predicted model, not a curated record. Gene Ontology annotation, molecular function: cytoskeletal motor activity; ATP binding. NCBI's taxonomy places the organism in Eukaryota, Metazoa, Chordata, Chondrichthyes, Rhinopristiformes, Pristidae. Gene Ontology annotation, cellular component: myosin complex.
CUUUGCAGAAAUAAGUCCGAUUCUUAAGGAUUUGCCUUAAUUUAUUUAAAUCUGUUUUAAUGCCGAAUUAAGUGAGCCUUUUUUAGGAGUGGCUGCAGGUGUUGCAAACUCGCUUUAUUGCUCUUCUCUGCGUGAAUUAAUGCUCCCGGUCUGACUGAAAGGAUUGGGGGGAAUUUGGACGUUUGUCGUAGCGAUUUGGUUUACAUGGUGGAUGGCUGCUGCUGGGAUUUGAGGAGCGAUGGUGAUCCUUCAACAGGGGGAUUACGUCUGGCUGGAUCUAAAGACCGGCCGUGAGUUUGAAGUUCCUAUUGGAGCAGUGGUGAAGUUGUGUGACUCCGGACAGAUUCAGGUUGUGGAUGAUGAAGGGGAUGAGCACUGGAUCUCCCCUCAGAAUGCCACCAAUAUUAAGCCCAUGCAUCCAACAUCCAUCCAUGGAGUGGAAGACAUGAUCCGACUGGGAGACUUGAAUGAAGCGGGAAUUCUGCGUAACCUACUCAUCCGUUACAGAGACCGCUUAAUUUAUACCUACACCGGCUCGAUCCUGGUGGCGGUUAAUCCCUAUCAGCUGCUACCCAUCUACACGGCCGAACAAAUUCGGUACUACACCAACAGGAAGAUCGGGGAGAUGCCGCCUCACAUCUUCGCUAUUGCCGAUAACUGCUACUUCAACAUGCAGCGUAACAACAAGGAUCAGUGCUGUAUUAUAAGUGGAGAGUCUGGUGCUGGAAAAACUGAGAGCACCAAGCUGAUACUACAGUUCCUGGCAGCAAUCAGUGGUCAGCAUUCAUGGAUUGAACAGCAAGUCCUUGAGGCAAAUCCCAUCCUAGAAGCAUUUGGGAAUGCUAAAACUAUAAGGAAUGAUAAUUCCAGUCGUUUUGGGAAAUAUAUCGACAUCCAUUUUAACAAGCGAGGGGCCAUCGAAGGAGCCAAGAUAGAACAAUAUCUACUGGAGAAAUCCCGUGUUUGUCGGCAGGCUGAUGGGGAGAGGAACUACCACAUUUUCUACUGCAUGUUGACGGGGAUGAGCCCUGACCAGAAGAAGAAGCUCGGCCUGGGGAAGCCGACAGAUUAUACCUACUUGACCAUGGGAAAAUGCACCUUCUGUGACGGCCGAGAUGACAACAAGGAGUACUCCAAUAUUCGCUCCGCCAUGAAGGUCCUCAUGUUCACUGACACUGAGAACUGGGAGAUCAGCAAACUGAUGGCUGCCAUCCUACACAUGGGCAACCUGGCCUACGAACCUCGAAUGUACGACAACUUGGAUUCGUGUGAGGUGGUCUACUCCGCCCAACUGUUGACAGCUGCAGCUCUCCUUGAGGUCGAUUGUUUAGACUUCCAGAACUGCCUCACCAGCCGCACCAUUAUAACAAGAGGCGAGACUGUCUCCACUCCCCUGAACGUGGACCAAGCUCUCGACGUCCGCGAUGCUUUCGUGAAGGGUAUCUAUGGACGACUCUUUGUCUGGAUAGUGGAGAAGAUCAAUGCCGCAAUUUACAAGCCUCCGUCCAGGGAGCCCAAGGUCAUACGCCGGUCGAUCGGUUUACUGGAUAUCUUUGGUUUUGAAAACUUCCAUGCUAACAGCUUCGAGCAGCUCUGUAUAAACUUUGCCAAUGAAAACCUGCAACAGUUUUUUGUCCGCCAUGUCUUCAAGUUGGAGCAGGAGGAGUACAACCUGGAGAACAUCAACUGGCAGCACAUCGAAUUUACUGACAACCAGGAUGCUCUUGACAUGAUUGCACUCAAGCCCAUGAACAUCAUUUCCCUCAUUGACGAGGAGAGCAAAUUCCCCAAGGGUACAGACACGACGAUGCUGAAUAAGCUGAACUCUCAGCACAAGCUGAAUGCCUUCUACAUCCCUCCGAAAAACAACCAUGAGACCCAGUUUGGCAUCAGCCAUUUUGCUGGAAUUGUCUACUACGAGACAAAAGGUUUCCUGGAGAAAAAUCGUGACACCCUUCACGGAGACAUCAUCCAACUGGUCCACUCCUCCAAAAAUAAGUUCAUCAAGCAGAUCUUCCAGGCUGAUGUAGCCAUGGGAGCGGAGACCAGGAAACGCUCACCAACACUAAGCAGCCAGUUUAAGCGCUCGCUGGAACUGCUGAUGAGAACUCUCGGUGUCUGCCAGCCCUUCUUCGUACGUUGUAUCAAGCCCAAUGAGUACAAGAAAUCCAUGCUGUUUGACCGGGAGUUGUGUGUUCGCCAGCUGAGGUACUCUGGAAUGAUGGAGACCAUUCGGAUCCGGCGAGCGGGUUAUCCCAUCCGCUACACCUUCGUGGAGUUUGUGGAUCGAUACAGAGUCCUGAUGCCUGGGGUCAAACCAGCAUACAAACAGGGUGACCUGCGUGGGACAUGCCAGCGAAUAGCAGAGGCCUUUCUGGGACAGGAUGGUGACUGGCAGAUUGGAAAGACUAAGAUCUUCCUGAAGCAACUGGAAGGUGCUUGGUGUGACAGUGAGAUUGGACGCAGGCUGUGGGAGAGGAACCCUCUCCCCUACUAUCUACCCACGGCCGGGUUUAUCUCUGAUCCUCAGCUGUCACUGCAUCAGGAAACUGCCCUGCCUGCUCGUGUUUGGAGUGGAGGACAACAGAAGAUCUCUGCUUCCUGUCAGGAAGCUUCCAGAUUCUCCUGUGGAUUCAUGGAAGGCCAUCGUCAUGGAAACUUGUGGGUGUGCACUGAAAGGUUUUGUUUUUAAUGUAACCAUGGAUCUAAAAUUGGA